CGUUACGGCAAGGUAAGGCAGACCAUAAACAAGUCUUCCCAGCCUCACGGAGCAGCCCCAGAUCCGGCACCGGCAGCUUGCGGGCAGCGGUUCUCCACUGUCCACCAGGGGGCAGAGCUGCUCGGCACAGAUGGAAGAGAAACAAGACUGGUUUUCCCAAGAGGCAGAUGCGUGACUAAGCGGAGAAGAAAUCACCUUGGAAGGAAUGAUGAAAUGUGUAAUCUUUGCACUCACACUCUCGGUAGCUAAUUGGAGGCCCUGAGUCCCGGACCUGCUGCUCUAGUUUAGAUCUUUCAAAACCUCCCUGAAGGCAAGUGUUGAAAGCUUGCUCAGUCGCCAGCCUGUGGCACCACGGGGGAAAUGGUGGACCUCUAGGUGGGGGACCUUUAGGUGAAAGGCAAGUCGUUGGAAUCAUGCUCCUGAAGGGCAUCCUAGGACCCGGCCCUUGUUCUCCUUUGCUUCUUGGCUGCUAUGGGACAAAGCCGUUUGCUUCUGCUGUGCCUACUACUGUGUUUUCUCUUGCUGCAAGCCCGGGCUAGAGAUCUGCAGCUGUGGGCUAGAACAAACCUUCACUCUCUCUAACAGCGGGCUCAUUUGGGAUCCUCUGAUAAUGGGUGGAAAGCUAACACACCGGCCACCCGUCUAGCUGUGUUAUCACAACUAUUCUUCCUGUUUUCUGCUGCUCUCCGGUCGGUCUGGAGUCCCUGCACGCCAGCUGUCACCCUGGUAGCGCCAGCCCGUGGCAGGGUCCUAAUACACAGGAGCCUACCAGAGUAGAAGUGUUGGGGGUGUUCUGUCAGCUGCCUCAGGCCAGCCACGCCCACCGAGUAAGGACCUUUGGCUUCAAUUUAAUAAGAACCACAUUAGUUACCAACAGAAUCAAGGCUUGGUGGUUCGUUGUGGUAAAGCCAAAGUUUCAGUAAUGCAUAUCUAAAUUCUCAGACAUUACGGGGGAAUCUUGCAUUGCGUGGCUAAGUUAACACUAAAUAUAGACCCACCAGUUAUGUGCUGGGCUUAUGGGCCUCAUGGGAGCCCUUGUGAGCAGUAGGAAGAUCAAAGGACAGAAUUGGUAGAAAGUUUUGCUGUUGUUGCUCCCGAGUAGUAGUCUUUCCCUGGCAACUGAACAGUCAGCUCACGUUUUCGUAAGUAAUUUGCAUGCUCUUUCAUCCUGAAACUGAGCGAUGAUUCUUGAGUCCUGGGGGCAUUCAUUGCAUGGCCCUGCGCUUUUUGACUUCUCGUAGAAAAGAUGUAGACUUGAUUUUAAAGAUUGUUUCCUGAAUCGAGUGAACUCAGGAGUGCCGUUCACAAGUGGCUGCGACUCACUCAACAAAGCAUCUCGUUAAGCUUUGAAUUCAGUCUCAAUGGCGUUCUGAGUUUGAAGCGUGCAAUGUGGUGUGAGUUAUUUUUCUGUCUGGACACCAACGCGUGCAGGGGGAGUGCAGAUUCUUGUUUUUUUCAGAGACUAUUUUCAUUUGUCCAAAUAUCUAUUGGUCGAAAAUCAAGCAGCUAUUCAAUGACAAAAGGUUCAGCUGUUAGCCGUGACCAAGAGCACAGGAAAACGAGAUUACUUACGCGUCUCAGCUCCAGGAUUAGAAAGGCUUCCAUGAAAGGCUGCUGCUUUGGCCAUUGGGACAAUGACUCACCCCUCCCAGACUGUUGGACCUCACAGCAUCCAUGAAGAAGGAAAACUCUAUGUUGUAGAUUCCAUAAAUGACUUGAACAAACUCAAUCUCUGUCCAACAGAAUCACAACAUCUAUUCUCGCUAGAGGAGAAAAUCUCAAAUGGUGCUACGCACCCAGGAAGUGGAAGACGCGGUCUAUUUUUUGUGGGACUGCUCCUGAUGUUGACGGUCAGCCUGGCUCUGGUGUUCUUUGCCAUCUUCCUGAUAAUUCAGACAGGAAACCAGAUGGACGACGUGUCAAGAAGACUGACGGCCGAGGGAAAGGACAUAGACGACCUUAAGAAAAUCAACAGCAUGAUCGUAAAGCGGCUCAACCAAAUGGACUCGGAACGGAACUGAAAUGAUUUCCCCAUGAGUGGCCACGGAUAGCAGGAGCUUCUCAGCUUGCCCGGAAGUACAUAGGUUAAGGACUGAGAAAGCGCGCUUCUUCAGGUGGCGGAUCCACUCUGACACCAGCUAGGUCAAGGACGGGGAUCGCUCCGAAACAAGGAGUUUAGAGGUGGCAGCCGGAAAGAGGUGAACUGGAUUCAGGCUAAUUUCCUGCUAACUGGUUGCUUCAGCUUUGGUGGGGUUAGGGUGGUGGGUGGGUAGCAUGGAGAGGAAUCAAUAGCGAGAGACUCAGCCCUUUAUGUGCAACUACUAAGAGAAAAUGAGCUUGUUUUAGAAGACUUCCGGUGUCCUAGUGAGAUCUAUGAUGCCUCAGGUCCUCCCUGAUCGAUUCCUGCAGAACUGUCUAUGCUGCGGUGAACCAGGCGGUCACUCCUUUCAGUAACACACAGUAUUCUAUAGGUGACACCCUUUCACUACAGCUUUCGAGCGCUGUUGUCUGCUGCUCCUUGGGGAAAACAUGGGUAGUAGUGGUGUGUGUGCUGAAGUCGAGGGACAAAAGAAAAAGCCUACUACAGCCCACGACUGUCUCCUGAGCUCUCUUUGUGAAAACCAUCUGGUUCUAGAGACACUUCCAUGCAUUUGUGGGAAAAGACAAGAAUGUCUAUUUAUGCAUAAUUUAUAAACCCUGUUAAGCUUUGUCAUGAAAAAAAAAAUCCCUUGGUACCCUGCUGAUGACUUGGAGGAAACUGGCUAGGUGUGUGGUCUUUGCCAAAUUAGAGUAGAACAUUGUGUAUCUGAGAACAUUCUUGUUUUAGCAAUAAGAAUAAGGUAUGCUUGAGCCGGGUGGUGGUAGUGGUGGGGGUGGUGCACAUCUUUAAUCAGGAGGCGGAAGCAGAUGGAUCUUUGUGAAUUCGAGGCCAGCUUGAUCCACAAGACCUUGUUCCAGGACAGGCUCCAAAACUACAGAGAAACCUUGCCUUGAAAAACAAAACAAAACAAAACAAGAAGGUAUGCUGUAUAUGACAAAAUGGGGCAAAAUAAAUGAGUUUAAAAGCAUGAGUUUUUAUUUAAUUAAAAUACACUGUUGUGAGUCAGUUGAAGAAUGUAUGGCAUUUUUUUGUCAUUUUGGUUUAUUGAAAACAUUUGAAAAUGAGGUAGAUGCAAAAACACAUUUUGAAUAAUAUAAUAAUACGUGAUAGAAUAACAAUGAAAAAUUUACUUCUACUAUUUAUUGACUGAUUUGCACUAAAAUAUUUAUAUUGCAUACUUUUUUAAAAUUUGAUUAAUAUUGUGUGGAAAAUUAA
Molecule: messenger RNA, 3316 nt
Organism: Myodes glareolus (Bank vole)
Lineage: Eukaryota; Metazoa; Chordata; Mammalia; Rodentia; Cricetidae
Gene: Lsmem1
Product: leucine rich single-pass membrane protein 1
Source: RefSeq, a predicted model, not a curated record